This is a messenger RNA of Conger conger (European conger), 4602 nucleotides long. Its product is annotated as NACHT, LRR and PYD domains-containing protein 3-like. Bases 35 to 3304 code for a protein of 1089 amino acids. The transcript is spliced from 8 exons. The record is from RefSeq and is a predicted model, not a curated record. Gene Ontology annotation, molecular function: protein binding. Lineage: Eukaryota; Metazoa; Chordata; Actinopteri; Anguilliformes; Congridae.
GGAGGAUCCUGAGGUCCUGUACAUUGUUGAGAAGAUGCUGGAGACCUGUGGCAGUGACAGGUCUCUGAAGAUCACACUCCACAUCCUGAGGAACAUGAAGCAGAAGGAUCUCGCUGAGAGAGAGCAGCACAAUGAAUCCAUUAAAAGAGUCCAGGAGGAACUUAAAACUCAUCUGAAGAAGAAGUUUGAAUACAUAUUUGAAGGUUUAGCAACACAUGGCCACUCGACCCUCCUCAAUGAGAUCUAUACAGAGCUCUACAUCACAGAGGGGGGAAGUGGGGGGGUCAAUAAUGAGCACGAGGUCAGACAGAUUGAGAUGGCAUCCAAGAGACAAACCACCCAGGAGACUCCAAUCCUCUGCAAUGACAUCUUUAAGGCUUUACCUGGACAAGGGAAACGCAUCAGAACUGUGCUUACAAAGGGCAUCGCUGGCAUUGGGAAAACCGUCUCUGUGCAGAAGUUCAUUCUGGACUGGGCAGAAGGAAAAGCAAAUCAGGACGUUGAUUUCAUCUUCACUCUACCUUUCCGAGAUCUGAAUCUGAAGAAGGAAAGAGCAUUCAGUCUGAUGCAACUUCUGCAGCACUACUUUCCACAACUGAAAGAGAUCCAAAGUGUUGAAAGUGAUGAAGUCAAAGUUGUGUUCAUCUUUGAUGGUCUGGAUGAGUGUCGCCUUCCUCUAAAUUUCCAAAGCAAUGACAUCUGCUGUGAUAUAAGAGAGUCAUCAUCAGUGGAUGUGCUGCUGACCAACCUCAUUAAGGGGAAUCUGCUUCCCUCUGCUCUCCUCUGGAUCACCUCCCGACCUGCAGCUACCAGUCAGAUCCCUCCUGAGUGCAUUCACCAGGUGACAGAGGUAAGAGGGUUCAAUGAACCGCAGAAGGAGGAGUACUUCACAAAGAGAAUCAGAGAUCAGAGCCAGGCCACUAGAAUCAUCUCACACAUCCAGUCAUCCAGGAGUCUCAACAUCAUGUGUCACAUACCAGUCUUCUGUUGGAUUUCUGCUACAGUUCUGGAGACAAUGUUGGGUAAAGUAGAGAGUGGAGAUCUGCCCAAAACUCUGACUGAAAUGUACACACACUUCCUGCUCAUUCAGACUAAUGUGAAGAAUCUGAAGUAUCGUGGCUCUGAUGAAACAAACCCAAAGACGUCAGCAUCAGAUACAGAAAUCAUCCUGAAACUGGGGCAGCUGGCUUUUCAACAGCUGGAAAAGGGCAAUCUGAUAUUCUAUGAAGAGGACCUGAGAGACAGUGGCAUUGAUGUCAGUGAAGCUUCAGUGUACUCUGGGGUGUGCACAGAGAUCUUUAAAGAGGAGCGUGGGUUGGAUCAGGAGAAGGUAUACUGCUUUGUGCAUCUGAGCAUUCAGGAGUAUCUGGCUGCCUUGUUUGUGUUUCAUUCAUCUGUAAAUGAGUACAGAAAUGUGCUCAGAGCAGAAGAAUCAAAACCUCACAGUGGCAGAGUGCAGCUGUCUGAGUUGCACAGCAGUGCAGUAGAUCAGGCCUUACGGAGUAAGAAUGGGCACCUGGACCUUUUCCUCCGAUUCCUUCUUGGCCUUUCUCUGGACUCCAUUGAGACCCUCUUAGGAGGACUACUGACACAGACAGGAAGAACAUCAGGAUGGACAACAAAACUCUUAAAGAGACUACAGACAGAAAGCCGAUCAGGGAGCAUCAAGAAAACAGUUCAGUACAUUAAGGAGAAGAUCAAAUGCGAAUCUUCCGCAGAAAGGACCAUCAAUCUGUUCCAUUGUCUGAAUGAACUAAAUGACAACUCUCGAGUGGAGGAAAUCCAGAAUUCCUUGAGAUCAGGAAAAUUUUCUAAUAAAGAGCUGGAACCCCACCAAUGUUCAGCUCUGGCCUUUGUGUUACUGAUGUCAGAGGAGAUCCUGGAUGAGUUUGACUUGAAGACCUACAACACAUCAAAAGCAGGUCGUCAGAGAUUGGUACCAGUAGUCAGGAACUGCAGGAAGGCCAUACUGAACAGCUGUGCCUUAACAGUGGAGUCCUGUGAUAUUGUGGCCUCAGCUGUCCAGUCAUCAAAUUCACCCCUGAGAGAUCUGGACCUCAGCAACAAUAACCUGGGAGAUGCAGGAGUGAAGCUUCUCUGGGCUGGACUGAUGAGUCCAAACUGUAAACUACAGAGACUGGGACUGAACAGCUGUGACCUAACAAAGGAGUCCUGUAAAGUUGUGGCCUCAGCUCUCCAGUCAUCAAACUCACCCCUGAGAGAUCUGGACCUGAGCUACAAUAACCUGGGAGAUGCAGGAGUGAAGCUGCUCUGUGCUGGACUGAUGAGUCCAAACUGUAAACUACAGAGACUGGGACUGAACAGCUGUGCCUUAACAGAGGAGUCCUGUAAUAUUGUGGCCUCAGCUCUCCAGUCAUCAAACUCACCCCUGAGGGAUCUGGACCUCAGCUACAAUAACCUGGGAGAUGCAGGAGUGAAGCUGCUCUGUGUUGGACUGAUGAGUCCAAACUGUAAACUAGAGAGACUGGGGCUGUCAGGCUGUAGAGUCACACAGAGAGGCUGUGAUUCUCUGGCUUCAGCUCUGUGUUCAAACCCCUCACACCUGAGAGAGCUGGACCUGAGAUACAAUCACCCAGGAGACUCAGGAGUGAGAGCGCUGUCUGCUGCUCAACUGGACACACUCACACUGCUUGUGGAACAUGGAGGAGCGAACAGGAUCAAACCAGGACCCCGGAAAUACGGCUGUCGGCUCACACUGGAUCCAAACACAGCACACAGAGAGCUGUCUCUGUCUGAGGGGAACAGGAAGGUGACACACACAUGGGGGAGAGAGGAGCCAUAUCCUGAUCAUCCAGAGAGAUUUGAGUCUGUGCAGCAGGUUAUGUGCAGAGAGAGUGUGUGUGAGCGCUGUUACUGGGAGGCUGAGUACAGUGUGUCUGAGGGGGGAGAGGUUUCUAUAGCAGUGACAUAUAAAGGAAUCAGCAGGAAAGGAGAGGCUGCUGACUGUAGGUUUGGAUGGAAUAAAAACUCCUGGAGUCUGAUGUGCCGUAAACACAGUUACUCUGUCUGUCACAAUUAUAACCCCACACGCCUACCUGCCCCCCCCUCCCCCUACCACAGAGCAGGAGUGUGUGAUGAUGGUGCUGGUGCAGGAGUGUGUGUGUACAGGGUAGGAGUAUGUGUGGACCGUCCGGCUGGCACUCUGUCCUUCUACAACAUCUCUGGCUCUGACACACUGACCCUCCUGCACACAUUCCACAUACACUUCACUCAACACACACCCCUCUGUGCUGGGUUUAGAGUGUGGCGGGGCUCCUCAAUGUCCCUCUGCCAACUGGAGUAGAGACAUACACACACACACACACCUCCACCCCACACAUGUGCACACUCUCAUGCACUCACUCACACACACGCACACACACACUUCACUUAACACACACCCCUCUGGGUUUAAUGUGUGGGGGGGCGCUGCACAGUGUCAACUGUGGAGUUGAGACAUACACAAACACACACACACACACACACAUACACACACGCACACACACACUGAGUGCAGUGUAUCUGAGUGGGGAGAGGUUUCUAUAGCAGUGAUAUAUAAAGGAAUCGGCAGGAAAGGAGAGGCUGAUGACUGUGUUUGGAUGGAAUAAAAACUCCUGUAGUCUGAGGUGCGAUAAACACAGAUACACUGUCUGUCACAAUUAUAACCACACACCCCUACCUGCCCCCCCCUCCCCCUACCACAGAGCAGGAGUGUGUGAUGAUGAUGCUGGUACAGGAGUGUGUGUGUUCAGGGUAGGAGUGUGUGUGGACCGUCCAGCUGGCACUCUGUCCUUCUCCAGCAUCUCUGACUCUGACACACACACACACACACACCUCCACCACACCCACACACACACACACACACCCGUCUGUCCUGGGUUUGGAGUGUAUGACAUGUUGAGGAAAUAUUUUUGUCGCUUUUCCUCCUCGUCCCUUUUACGUGGGUGAAGUUGUUUUGGCAGCAAUGAUGUUGAAGAAGCACUCAGAGUCAAUGGUUGUUCAUUGCAAAUCUUUAGUUUAAAAUAAAACAGAUUAACCUCGGACUCAGGCAAAUUCUUCACCUGUUACACUGACUUAUUCACUUAUUCUCAAUUCUAACCAUUUCAGAGUUUUAAUAAAAGCAUUUAAAUCAAACUUCAUCAUUAUUCUAAACAUUCCUGGUUUUCAAUAAGAGCAUUUUGAUCAAACUUCAACAGACACUUCAGUGUCCCUCUGCCAACUGGAGUAGACACACACAUACACGUUUGUUUUUUUAUAUUUUAAUAAAAUCAUAUUGUAUAUAGAUGUAUUUAUAUACAUUAGAUGAUUAAACAUGAGUAUAAGAUUAAGAGUGUGAUUCUGGUGAAAGAUGGUAAAAGGCUUUUGAGGUAAUAAUUCUGUCUCCUGUAUCUGCAUCUUUGUAUAAAAGAAGCCAGUGGCAAACUUCUCAAGUUAACUGCAUUUUACUAGUUUUUACAGCCGAUUUAAUUUAUUUUCACAAGAGUUCCAUUGUGCAAAGUCAUUAAUGUGAACAGUAAUGGAUUGAGUUUCCUUAUUUACUGUGUUAUGAUUGCUUUGUUUGAACCUGUUCCUGUAUGUGAUUAAACCUGAAUUAUAAAAACA